Molecule: messenger RNA, 222 nt
Organism: Prunus armeniaca (apricot)
Lineage: Eukaryota; Viridiplantae; Streptophyta; Magnoliopsida; Rosales; Rosaceae
Source: the annotation of a GenBank genome assembly
AUGUCUGAAAUAAAGGAGAGCAUGUCUGUGUUGAAGAGUUCCCUUGCUAAAAAAGAUAGUGAACUCAACUCUUCUGUUGCUGCCCUGUAUGUCGCAAAGAGGUCUACUUCCGUCUUGAACGCAAGAAUGCUGACAUAUCCCAAAGUUGUGACAAACUUCUGGCCAAGUUUGACACCUAUCACAAGGCUGUUUAACGAUCCAAGUAUGAGGGGGAAUGAUUGA